Melampsora larici-populina 98AG31 is the source of this 4225-nucleotide messenger RNA. RefSeq lists its product as uncharacterized. Lineage: Eukaryota; Fungi; Basidiomycota; Pucciniomycetes; Pucciniales; Melampsoraceae. The record is from RefSeq and is a predicted model, not a curated record. Gene Ontology annotation, biological process: vacuolar acidification. Gene Ontology annotation, cellular component: RAVE complex. The transcript has 12 exons. The coding region runs from base 1 to 4080 and encodes 1359 amino acids.
AUGAAUGCCGUCAGGGAAUCGACACGCCCUUUGGUUCUGAGUGCCAUCAACCCAUCUCGUGGAGCUCUUUGUCUAAGUGCCUCGGUUGCGUCUGAGGAUUCUUGUCUCAUUUACGCUUCUGGGAUCAAUGUCAAUGUUUUUGAUGUACCCUCCUUCAACUUACGACAAGUGAUCGAUUUAUCUGCUCAUCUACCUCAAUCAUGGUUGCCUUCACUCCAUGGGGUUGAGGCGGUUUGUGCUACAGAAAACAAGCUUGCAGUUGCCUCUGGUCCCUAUGUGGUCGUCUUUUCAAAAUCCAAGUCACGACCUUCUAGAGCACUUUGGAACUUGCAUUCUUCUUUCACGUCCGGUGGCAAACGAAUUACUUCCAUCAUCUUGAAAGGAAACGAUUGUUUACUGAUCGCCGAAGACGGUGUAUCUCUGUACGAAGCUCUCGAACCAGUUGGCGAGGACGGCUUCGUGACCAUACCACGCUGGGUCGGCAGAUGGUCAACUCACACCGAAUCAUGCACCAAUGCUGAUUUUUUUCGAUCGAGCGACGGCCGCUGCCAUAUCGCUAGCUACGUUGCAGAUCGUCCGAUCCUUCAUUUUUAUAGCUCUCGAACCUCAAACCACCUUGCAGAAAAUUACGAAAUGUCAUACCGGAGAUUAUCAUUAUCGUCCGCUAUACGUUCGAUCAGCUUCGGUCAAUUUUCAACUCUGGGGUUCGAAGAGACGUACAAAACCCUAUUUGUCUCUCUUUACAGUCGAUUUUCUGGGGUACACACGCACUUCUACAACCUUGAAGUCGUACCCGAUGAUGAAGCCCCAUCAAAUCUUACAACCCAGGGCAAUCUUCAGCCCGAACUGACUGUUCUCCACCCGUCUCACCAAGGGGUAAUCAAUUGUCCUGCUUCUAGGUCACACAGGGUCAUUCAGACAUUCUAUCUAGAUUCAAAGCACAUCCCUACCCUCCCUAACCAGGAGAAACUCUUUUCACGAUGCUCAAUACUUUCCAUCUUGUCCAACGGAUACAUACAUAUGUCACGGGAGCCUUCGUUGAUUCGACCUUCGAGUUCUUGCAGUGAAUUGUAUCAACUGCCUUCGGAGAUGGUUCGAUUAUUAGCUGACCCUAAUGUGAUGAUUCAAGGAACUACUAGGACCAAGAAUGUAGAUCAAGUUCAUACAGUCACCUUUUUCAUUAUCUUUGCUCGCUCAGCCUCCUCGGCUGGUCAACUUUGCUGGCACGAGAUCCCCCUUGGAAUAUUCACAUCCGGACUUCUGUGUUGCGACACGGUGCCGAUCGAUAGCGCGUUGGCGCAAGAAAUACCACAUGGUUUAUCGAUCAUUCCAGCGAGCGAUGGAGCAAGCGACACAUUGGUUGCGACUUCCCCCAAAACCGUUUCAAACCCGGUUACAUUCAACUGGUGGAAACUCCAAUAUCGAAACAACGGACCGGUCAUGCAUUCAUUAUCUGACAUAUCAUUCGAUAUCUGCAACUUACGAUUAGACGUGCCCGUCAAUGACGCCCUCGCGUCUAACGGCCUUUACGUUCCAAGGAUAGCCGAUGACGUGAUUUGUAGUGUUGGAUUCUCCACUCAAUGGUGGAUUCAGCUUUCAUCAAGCCAAGCGCAGACUGAGGCGCCUUUGCGGGUUCGACUGAUUGCUCCCAAGAGUUCGUCACCCGCGCCAGUUGUUUCCGAGUUCGCACUGACUGGACUUCAGCCUGAUGAGCGAGUUGAGAGAUACGCAAGUGCUAUCAAGGCGACCUCUACGAGAGACAGCACUACUCAUUGGUUUCUUGAAAGCCUCACUUCACUUAAUCGCUUGCUUGUAUGGGAGCUGCCUGCGCUUUCGGCGAACACUGAACCUGCAUACCAUGAGCCGAAAUUCGCACUAACACUUCCGAGUCUGAUCGCCGAUCUUGAAAGUCGAAUUAGGAUAUCCUCUCUAACGAGUAAUUCCUAUAGAUCAGUUUUAGCUGCCGGUAACGAUGGAAAUGUGCUUCAGUUUAAGCAAUCUUAUGAUAGAAGUGGUGAUUCAGACCACAGUACGAGUGACAAGAAGGAAUGGACGAGAUUGGUCUCCGUAAGACACAUUUUAGGGUCCAGCGCAGACACCUGCACUUUACUCAACUUUGAAACAAAGUCGUCAUUUGUAGCACUACUAUACUUUAUCUCUUCCCCAUCCACUCGAAAGUAUCUUAAACUUAUACUCAUUGACUUGCGAUUAAGAUCUUUUGGAUCGGGUAUUGUCUGCGCGGAAGAAAUGUCUAUCGAUCUUGAGGAUGAUCAAUCUGCUGAUACAUACCUUAAGUGGUCGGCGGAUACUAUCAAGCCGGAUUCUGAGAAGUGGGACUCUAAACCCCCGUCAUUGGCUGUUGCCUAUGGUGGGUUUAUCAAAGUCUAUAGCUGUGGUGCAGAUGGCUGGUGGAAGGGUACUGCCGAUGUCCGUCCUAAUGAUGGCUCUGCUCAUGUAGUAUCGUGGGUCACAGUAAAUGAACAGAGAAGCUUGAUCUACAAAGUACAUGGUCACUUAUACGUCUCUUCAGGUAUUUCAGACACUAGGCAUCCACAGAUGCCCUGUUGGCAUCCUAUCCGAUUGAAGAACCACCUUGACUUUGGAGAUUUUGAAAGUGUUUCCCAGGUUAUCAAUGCAUUGGCCACUGCACUCGAUGGCCACCCACAAGCUCUCAGUCUUGUCAAUAGCCCAAAUCUUCCUUCCACUCGCGACAUUAAUCUGAUAACCGAUGGAUCUCCAAAAAAAGAUUCCAUGGUGUCGCUUGGUAUGCCAGGGAGUACCAUUUCGCAACAAUCCCUUGACAUUAUCGUUAGAUCAGCUAGUGAAAGUCGAAUACCAAGUUUGACCCCGGAGGAGCAGAAAACUCUAGCAGAUUUGACUCUGCAGCUCUUCACUAUCCAAACGUCUUUCAGUGGAAUAGACGAAUUAGGAUGUCGAUACUUAUUCUCGCUGGUUCAACAUUUGUCUAGAUCCAAUCAAUCUCAAACAGAUGUGGGAUAUGGGGAGUCCCAAGAUCCCGGUAUUUUGCUGGCUUAUCAUUCUUCUUGUCAAGCUUUACUAGCGACACAGGUAAUCGACAAUGUUGCUAAGUAUGCUUUACUUUCACAUCCACCGGUCAAGUGUACAUUAAAUUGGAAGCUUGCUUGCAAAGUGGGAGUUUUUCUCUGGUUGAAGCCACAAGAAACCCUCCUUUCAACUCUAGAGCUCGUAGCCCAGCAAGAGUAUCAAAGCAUAUCUGAAAGCUCACAAAUCAAUGCAACACGUGAGGUGAAUCGAGAUCCAGCUGCGUGUAGUGUGUUUUAUAUGGCACUACGAAAGAAGCGAUUACUCUUAGGACUUUGGCGAGUUGCCUAUGGUCAUCCUGAUCGACCUCAUAUGCUCAAGUUUCUAGCAAAUGAUUUUGAUGAACCAAGGUGGAAGACUGCAGCUCAAAAGAACGCUUUCGCAUUGAUUAGUCGACAGCGGUUUAGGAUCGCGAUCGCACGAGCAUAUGAAGGCGAUAAUGGGCCUGUGCUUCGGUCCCUCCUUCGAGAGACGGUGAUACCCCAAGGCUUUUUGGAUGGAAAUCGAUGGAUAUUGAGUUGGGCGUUUGACAUGUUGGGGGAAAAAGACCUUGCCUCUCGGUCACCCCUUGAAGAUAUUGCCAAAGCAGAGGUUCUCAAGCCUAUCUCGACUGAGUUGAUACAUGAACAACCAGGACCUUUAAGUAUCGCUCUAGUGGUGAUCUUUAACACGAUUCGGAAUCAAGAUCAAGUUCCUUCUACAAAUUCUAUAAAAGAAAAUGAAUUGGCCAUGUUGACUAUCAAACGGCUCUUGGAAGCAGGUUGUGACCAACUGGCGUACUGCGUGGCAAGGACCUGGCGAUUCCAGUCUCGGCGAGGAAUAACUCCACAAAUUAAUUCUGACAACGUACUUGAUGGCACUACCACUUCGAAAUUUGAAAGGCCGCCAUCAGGAGAUACAGUACAGAGCACUUUUACCAUUGAUCAGGACACAAAGCCAACAAUUCUCGAAAAUCCUCCUAAAACUCGUGUAUUGAAACAAGUGGUAGUACCUGAGUUUGAUUUAUCGAAUUUCUGAUCCGAAGUGAUUCUCGAACAACUGUAAAACUCGAAAUCAAAUUAUUAGAGUGAUGUGUACUGGUAUUUAUAAGUGUUGAAUGCUCAUAGUUUGAUUGAAGAAAUGGUCGAAAUUCAGUGCUCUAUGAAAGGGGCCUGUUAGCUUU